Molecule: messenger RNA, 3097 nt
Organism: Neopelma chrysocephalum (saffron-crested tyrant-manakin)
Lineage: Eukaryota; Metazoa; Chordata; Aves; Passeriformes; Pipridae
Product: latent-transforming growth factor beta-binding protein 3-like
Molecular function (GO): calcium ion binding
Source: RefSeq, a predicted model, not a curated record
GCUGGCGGCGCUGGGGGGACGCGGGGGGGGCGCGGCCGUGGCCCGCGAGCGCUUCAAGGUGGUCUUCGCUCCCCUGAUCUGCCGGAGGACGUGUCUGAAGGGGCUGUGCCGGGACUCGUGUCAGCCCGGCUCCAACAUGACCCUGAUCGGAGAGAACGGGCACGCGGCCGACACCCUGACCGGGUCCGGCUUCAGAGUGGUGGUGUGUCCCCUGCCCUGCAUGAACGGGGGCCAGUGCAGCUCCCGCUCCCACUGUCUGUGCCCCCCCAACUUCACCGGCCGCUUCUGCCAGGUCCCCGCGGGGGGGCGCGGGGGGGGCCCCCCCCCCACCGCCGCCUCGCUCCCCCCGAUGCCCCUCCCGAGCCCCCCCCCGGGCUCCAAGGUCGCCGUUUACGCCGUCCAGGUCAUUGCCGACGGCCCGGGGGGGGCAGCGGCCCCCCCUGAGCCCCCCCCUGGGGCAACCCAUGGCGGGGGGCAUGGCGGGGGGCACGGGGGGGGACACGUCAGCCACGCCACCUUCGUGGUGCCCUUGGGGCCCGGGCACCACUCAUCUGAAGCGCAGGUGCCGCCGCCGCUGGUGAACGUGCGGGUCCAUCACCCCCCCGAGGCCUCGGUGCAGGUUCACCGCAUCGAACCACAGCCCCCCCGAGGGGGCCCCCCGGGGCAGUGGGGGGCUCCUGCGCACCCCGCCCAGCCCCCCGCAGGCAGCAAACCCCCUGCGCCCCCCCGGCCCCACACCCACAAACCCCUGGGCCGCUGCUUCCAGGAGACCCUGCCCAAGCACUCGUGCGGCAGCAACCCCCUCCCGGGGCUCACCAAGCUCGAGGAUUGUUGUGGCAGCAUCGGCAGCGCUUGGGGCCAGAGCAAGUGCCACAAGUGCCCCCACCUGCAGGGGCCCCUGUGGGGUCCCUGUGGGCUCCGUGUCCCUGUGCCCCUGUCCCACGGCGUGUCCCCAGCACUGGUGGCCCGGCCCACGCCGGCCCCGCUGUGGCAGCUGCCCCCGGAGCAGCUGACCCGCAGCGCCGCCGAGAUCGCGCCCACCCAGGUCACCGAGACGGACGAGUGCAAACUGAACCGGAACAUCUGCGGCCCCGGGGAGUGUGUGAUGGGCCCGGGGGGAUACAGCUGCCUCUGCUUCCCGGGGUACCGCUGGCACCCCCAGCGCCGCUACUGCACCGACGUGAACGAGUGCGAGGCGGAGCCGUGCGGCGCCGGGCGCGGCGUCUGCAUGAACACGGGCGGCUCCUACACGUGUCACUGUCACCGCGGGUUCCAGCUGCGCCUGCACAAGGGGCUGCGCACCUGCGCAGACAUCGACGAAUGUGCCAAAGGUGACGUGUGCGGGGACGGCGGCACCUGCGCCAACGUCCCCGGGCACUACAAGUGCGAGUGUCACCCCGGGUACCGGCGCAAGGGCUCCCGGCCACCCCUCUGCGAAGAUAUCAACGAGUGCCUGGAUGUGGGGACGUGCCCCGAGGCCAAGUGUGAGAACCAGCCCGGGGGGUUCGUGUGCACCCCCUGCCCCCCCGGCUUCCGUGGCCUCAACGGCGCCUGCCUCGAUGUGAACGAGUGCGAGGCCGGAGGGCUCUGCCCCGGGGGGACCUGCGUCAACACCCCCGGCUCCUACAAGUGCCAGUGCCCCCCCGGGCUGCAGCCGGCGCGGGACCCCCCCCGCUGCCAAGACAUCGACGAGUGCGAGUUCGCGGCCGCGUGUGUGGGCGGCGACUGCGUGAACACGGCGGGGUCGUACCGGUGCCUGUGCCCCCCCGGGUACGCGCUGCUGCACGGCCGCCGCUGCCAGGACAUCAACGAGUGUGCGCUGGACCCCGGGCUGUGCCCCCCCCCCGGCACCUGCACCAACCUCGAGGGGUCUUUCAGCUGCCGCUGCCCCCCCGGCUACACCCCCGGCCCCGACGGGCGCCGCUGCCUCCCUCGGGAGCCCCCCGCCCCCCGCAAGGAGUGUUACCUGAGCCUGGAGCUCCCCGUGUUCUGCGACGCCGUUUUGGGGACCAACGUGACGCGGGGGGAGUGUUGCUGCUCCGUGGGGGCGGGGUGGGGGGACCUGUGCGAGGUGUACCCCUGCCCCCUGCCCUCCUCGGCCGAGUUCGUGGAGCUUUGUCCCGACGGGAGGGGCUUCAUCCAGGACGACAACGGCCUCGAUUACGGAGUCCCGGCGCACCGGGACAUCGAUGAGUGCGGGUUGUUCGGGGACGAGAUCUGCAAGGGGGGGAAGUGCGUGAACACCCAGCCGGGCUACGAGUGCUACUGCAAGGCCGGCUUCGACUACGACAGCGCCCUGCGCCAGUGCCUGGACGUGGACGAGUGCCUGGACGAGUCGAACUGCGUGGACGGGGCGUGCGAGAACACGCGCGGCUCCUUCCGCUGCACCUGCGGGCCGGGGGCGCGGUACCACCCGGGGCUGCGGCGCUGCCUCCCCCCCCCCCGACGCCCCCCCGGCCCGGAUCGGGCCCCCCCGGAGCGGCGGGACGUGUGCUGGCAGCGGCGGGGGGACGAGGGGGUCUGCGGGGCGCCCCUCGGGGGGGGGCCCCUCACACUGGACGAGUGCUGCUGCCGGGGGGGGGGCCGGCUGGGGCCCCCACUGCCGGCCCUGCCCCCCCCCGGCCCCCAGGCCUGCCCUGCCCCCCCGUCACAGAGCGAGAGCAAUUCCUUCUGGGACGUGAGCCCCCUCGGCCUGGAGGGGCCCCGCAGAGGUGACGACAGCUCCGAGGAAGACUCUGCCGAAUGUCCCUGUCCCGGGGGGGUCCCUGGUCGCUGCCUCCGCUCCCCCCGGGGACUCUGCGAGUGCCCCCCCGGCUUCCAGCCAGACCCCACCCGCACCCGCUGCCUCGACAUCGAUGAGUGCCGGGACCCCCGGGGGGGCCCCCGCUGCCCCCGCGAGCGCUGCAUCAACACGAGCGGCUCCUUCCGCUGUGCCUGCAAAGCCGGGACCGCCCGGGCCCGGCCCGGGGGGCUUUGCCUCCCCCAGCGCCGCUGACCCCCCGCCAGGACCACGCGGGGGGGGCUCUGACUGCCCCAGCGCCGCUGACCACCCCCGGGUCCCCCGGGACCCCCUCGGACCUCAAUAAAGGACGUGGGG